Molecule: messenger RNA, 3959 nt
Organism: Eriocheir sinensis (Chinese mitten crab)
Lineage: Eukaryota; Metazoa; Arthropoda; Malacostraca; Decapoda; Varunidae
Product: major facilitator superfamily domain-containing protein 6-A-like
Exons: 10
Coding region: 578-2599 (673 amino acids)
Cellular component (GO): membrane
Molecular function (GO): transmembrane transporter activity
Source: RefSeq, a predicted model, not a curated record
GGGGACCGAGGGGAGUGGGGCGAGGAACACCCGCUCAGGAUACGCAGGUGGCAUUGUGCUCUCCUCCACGCUGGGGCACAAACACACAAACACACUACUGCCCGGCUUAGUGACUGACACACCUCCGCCGCGCCGCCUAACCAGACCGUCCGCGCCCGCCUCGCAUCAGUGCAGUGACCACCCUCGCACCUCGCCGCGCUGCCCUCCCACACAACACAACACAACACCGCAUGAAACAACACCUCGGAGGGAACACCGUGCACGUGCGUGUUUGUGUACGCGUGUGUGUGUUCACGUGGGGAGUGCGGGGAGGCCAAUAGACUUCUCAUAGGUGAGUAUCGAAGGUUACCUAUGGAAGGACACAUCGCCAGCAGCAGCAGCAGCACCCAACACUCGACAUCGCACGAGUUCGCAUCGACGGGGGAGGCGAAGUGACCACGUGAGAGUCGCCUUCAGAGCUAUACGCCACGCCGCCGCCAACGCCAGCGCCGCAACCAGGGGGCUUCCUUCUCCUCCUCCUCCUCCUCGUCCUCCUGGUUCUCCUUCUCGCCUUCAUCGUUCUCCUCAAACCGCCGCCAUGUGGGAAAAACUCUUCCGCGACAUCAAGGUCAACCUCCUCUCCUCGGACCUGAUGCCGCUCAAGUUUCUGUUCUUCAUGCUUUACGCUGCCAACACCACUCUCUACCCGUACCUGGCCGUGCACAUGCAGUCCCUGGGCUUCGGCGCGGACAAGGCCGGCGUGCUGCUGGCCAUCACGCCGCUCGUGGCCAUCAUGGGCCCGCCCGUCGCCGGGGCCAUCGCCGACAAGCUGGGGAACUUCAAGCUGUUCUUCUCGGGGGUCGUGGCCGUGUCGGGGAUGCUGUCGCUGCUGCUGCUCGUCAUCCCGCCAGUGCCAAUCCCUCUCGGCUUCUCCCUCACCCUCAUCACGGACCACCACCAGUCGGAACACCCCAGCGCGAAAGACAUCAACAAGCUGGCCGAGGUGCUCCCCAAGGCCGAGACGGGUCACCACGUGGAUGCCGAGUACCUGCAGUUCAUCGUCAUCACCAACCAGACGGGCUGCGACAUCUACGACGAGUACCAGACCUCCAUGGACGGCCUAGACAGGGUCAACAUCGGGUCCGCGGAGCCCAUGGCCACCGUCAACAUCACUCGCAUCCUCAAGCACAAGAACUUCUCCCUGAUGGCCGUCACCACGCACCACCCGCUCUUCUGCCCCGAGGACCUGCCGCUCGUACGCCUCUCCAAGGGCGCCGAGGACCUGCUGCCGGAGAUCCUGGUGGACUACAACACCUCAGGACUCAACCGGACUGUGAAUGGCAGCGUGGCGGAUACGGAGACGGACGCAUGGUGGCGGUCCGGUUGCAGCGUCAGUGUGCCUGGCCUCUGCGAACCUCACCACGCGGACAUCAUCGGGGCGGAGAAUUUGAGUUUCUGGACGUACCUCUUCGCCCGCAGCCUCCUCAACGGUGCCCUCAACGCCGCCUUUGCUCUCUUCGAAGGCGCCACUUUAUCCCUCCUGAAGGAACACGGCGGGGACUAUGGUUUACAAAGGGUAUGGGGCUAUAUAGGCUGUAUGGUGUUCACGCCCUUCUCCGGCUGGCUGAUCGACGUCAUGAGCUUCGACAUCAACAAACCAGAUUACAGACCAGCCUUCUACCUGUUCGUGGGGCUGCAAGGUCUGGCGGGUCUGGUGGCGCUCUCCGUGGACCUCAAGUUCAAGACGCCGUGCGAGCAGAUCAUCAAGAACAUCUGGAUGCUGCUGCACAACCCCGAAGUCAUCAUGCUCUUCCUCGCCAUGACGCUUUCAGGCGCCUUCUUCGGGUUCCUGGAGGCGUUCCUGUUCUGGUUCUUGGGUGACCUCGGGGCCUCGCGUUCACUCAUGGGCCUGACAGUCACCAUGGGCGCCGCCAGUGCCCUGCCCUUCCUCAUCUUCAUGUCGCCCAUCGUGGACAAGUUUGGGCACAUUGGGGUCAUCGUGGCGGGCUUCCUCAUGUAUGCCCUGAGGUUUGCUGGCUACGCUUCCAUCUACGACCCGGUGAGCGCCAUGUACUUUGAGGCGCUGGAGGGCGUCACCAUCGGCCUCAUGCUGUCGGCGGGCAUGACCUACGCCUCGGAGCUCUCCACCACCAAGAAUGUCGUGUCCCUGCAGGCUCUUAGCGGUACCCUUUACUACGGCGUGGGCAAGGGCGCGGGCUGCCUGGUGGGGGGCUACAUGUACCACCACCUCGGGGCGCGCAAAACCUUCCGUAUGAUGACCGUGGCCAGCCUGCUCAGCGCCAUCAUCUUCCUCAUCUUCCAAAUCUACAUCCAGCACCGCAACAGACUCCGGGAGCUCAACAAGACGGGCACGGAGAAGGAAGGGCUGAUCAAGAAGGAGGCGGAGCAGCAACCCGAGGCGAUAAAGCUGAAGAGGGUGAAGGAGAGGAAGUGGAGCAGGAUAGGCCGGAAGGGAAAACGCAGGAGCAUUCAGAUUGACGCCAUAGAGGACGGGAUUUUAGAGCUUCGAAGGGUGACUUUAGUAGACGCGCAGACCCAGACCGACCCUGUUACCUUCGCCUGUACGCUUGCCAUGCCCGAGACGGAUGAAGAGGAAUGAGUUUAGUGUGUUUAUAAGGCCUGUCUCUCUCUCUCUGGCUGGGUCUGUGUUGAUGGCGUAACAUUAAAUGCGGUCUACGAUGUUUGUUUGGGCUUCUGUGUCUGUCUGUGUCCUAUUUGUUGCCUGCUCGUGAAAAUCGAUUAGAAGAAGGUUGAGUAUUUUUUAUUACAGCAGAAGAGUCAGUUCAAGGGCAUAAAAAAAGGAAACAAAUGUGAAAAAAAAGCCCGCUACUCACAGCUCUUAAAAAUAGUAAGAGGAUUGGCCGAAAGAUAGGUCAAUUUCGGGAGGAGAGGAGUAUGAUUUAAUUCCAUGGUUUUUUUUUCAUGAUUCACGACAUUGAUGAGGUUAAUACGAAGUAGGGAUCGUCUGUAGCGUCUGUGCCACUGCUAGAACCUACCCUGUCUGCCGCCUGUCUGUCUGCCUCUCGGGUCGGUACAGCCAGAUGCUUUCACCCCGCACACCAACUAUUUUCAAAGGUCAAAAUGGAGAUCAAUCGGGUCCUCAUGAGUGUUAUUUUUAGGUUCAUGGCACAGAAGAAAGGUCAAGCUGCCACCAGGGUCAUAAGGCUACUCCUGGAAAUGCCCACAACUACGAAAGCCUUCCACCCAACACACCAACUAUUUUCAAAGGUCAAAAUGGAGAUCAGUCGGGUCCUCAUGACUGCUUUUUUUAGGUUCAUGGCACAGAAGAAGGGCCAAGCUACCACCAGGGUCAUAAAGCUACUCCUGGAAAUGCCCACAACUCCUACGAAAGCCUUGUCAAAUAUAUGUGUACUUGGGCGAUGAUUAUGUUUAAGAAUACAACCCUCUGAUUGGCUCUCUGUCUGUCACCUGUCUGUCUGUCCUUCUCGUCUCGCUGUCUAUCGGAAGUAUAAACGAUGGAUUGGCUGGCCAUACACAAAUAAGCGGUUAGUAUAAUUUUUAAAUGUACGCUAGGGAAAUGUAAAUAAUAAUAAGUUCAGACGAUUGAUUCACUUACACCGACUAUGACUUUUGUUUAUAAGGAAGAGCUGGCAACGAAAAAAGCUAUGUAACUCUCUCUCUCUCUCUCUCUCUCUCUCUCUCUCUCUCUCUCUCUCUCUCUCUCUCUCUCUCUCUCUCUCUCAACAAGUAAUCAUGUAUUUAUAAUAAUAUAUCAGUGUAUUUACUUAAAAAAUAUAUAUUCAUCUGUGUAUUUACUUAAAAAAACACAAGUUACUAUGUAUGCUAAAAAGACCCGUGAACAUCAGUCUAUUUCUUUGUUUGUUUGUUUGUUUGUUUGUUCGUUUUUAUCUAAUAUGGCAGUGAACGAAAUGGGUGUAUUUUUAUUGCGUCAUUUUGGUCCGUGUAUUCAUAUUGUAUAAUAGAACUGUGAUCUCUCG